AUGGAAUUUUCAUAUCAAGUUGUUGCUAGAAAUCUCGACACUAAUCCAAGAAGCAGCAAUCCAGUUACAGUAACAAUUCAAGUUUUACGAAACAAUAAUCCCCCAAUAUUUCAAAACGAACCCUAUUCUACCAGCUUCACUUCCCAGUUCUUAGCUAAUGCUGGGCAAAGGGUUUUUACUGUAACUGCUACAGAUGCUGAUACACAGACACCAUUAAAUCAAGUACAAUACAGAAUUAUUGGAGAAGGUGUGGCUGUGAAUCUGUUUAAUAUCGACGCCAAUAAUGGUAUAAUAACAACCAGAAGUAAUAUUAAUACUGAUGGCAAUGAUUACUAUAGAAUAUAUGUGGUGGCUGAAGAUGGCGGGAUACCAGCUCUAAUUGAUACAGCUAUUGUAUAUGUCAAUGUCACACGUAAUCUCAAUUCUCCUGUAUUUAAUCCUACUAUAUAUAGAAUAGGUGUGCCUGAUAUACAAACAUUAGGAACACCAGUGACAACUGUUUCUGCUACAGAUGCUGAUACCACAUCUCCACAAAAUAGACUAGAAUACCGAAUAACUGGUGAAGGAAGAGGUCCAGAAUAUUUCCGAGUGAACCAAAACAAUGGAGAAAUCUCUGUGUAUCAACCGUUAUAUACCGACACAACCAAUCCCACUGGAUAUAAUCUUACAGUGAAUGUUCGAGAUUUGGGUAAUCCUUCAAGACAAGGUACAAAUGUUGCUCAGGUGUUUGUCACCGUACAAAGAAAUCUGUUUGCACCUAGUUUCACAACUCAGAGCUGUUCUGCAACUAUUACCAGAAGUGUCCAGACAGGUACUUCUAUCAGCAGGGUCACUGUUUCAGAUCAAGAUCAAGAACCAUUUAAUAGAGUAACGGUAGAUAUUAUUGGAGAUGAGACAGCGCCAUCACUGUUCAGCCUUGAUACCCAAAAUAACAUACGUGUAAUCAAUUCUGCCAAUUUGGCUCUUGAUUCUACAAAUGUGUAUUCAGUGAGUUACUACUUACCUAUUACAUAA
This is a messenger RNA of Patella vulgata (common limpet), 1014 nucleotides long. RefSeq names its product protocadherin-16-like. The transcript is spliced from 7 exons. Gene Ontology annotation, molecular function: calcium ion binding. NCBI's taxonomy places the organism in Eukaryota, Metazoa, Mollusca, Gastropoda, Patellidae. Gene Ontology annotation, biological process: homophilic cell-cell adhesion. The record is from RefSeq and is a predicted model, not a curated record. The coding region runs from base 1 to 1014 and encodes 337 amino acids. Gene Ontology annotation, cellular component: cell-cell junction; membrane.